Messenger RNA from Hirsutella rhossiliensis, 630 nucleotides. RefSeq lists its product as uncharacterized. Lineage: Eukaryota; Fungi; Ascomycota; Sordariomycetes; Hypocreales; Ophiocordycipitaceae. The coding region runs from base 1 to 630 and encodes 209 amino acids. The record is from RefSeq and is a predicted model, not a curated record. The transcript is spliced from 2 exons.
AUGGCGUCGACACCCUCCCAUGCAGGCACGGCCUACGAGCCGCUCGUGCCGUCGCCGCUAAACCCAAGGAGCUGUGAGGGAGAGGGACUGGCGCUGCGGCGGAGGCGAAACAGCGGCGGAGGCGGCGGCGGCGGCGGCGGCGGCGGCGGCGGCGGCAGUAGCAGCAAGAUGGCGCGCAGGAGCACCACGACGGCGAGCAUGAGUCCCGCGCAGAGACUGCUGAGGCACAAGGCAGCGCAGGCUUGGCGGCUGCAGGUCCUGAGGCGGGAGGCCCCGAGGGCGAGACAGAUCAAGGCGGCUCCCCCGAGGCAGGAACGGUAUCCCCAAGAGGUCGACGACGGCGAUGGCGACAUGUCGGCCGUCUCUCCCCUCGACAACUCGCGCGAUGAGCGAGAGCCGCCCGAGGAAAAGCGGCGCGGCGCGCAAGACGAGGGGGUGCCCCGGCCUCCGCACUACGACUACCUGUUUCGCAUGCCAGAGGUUGGCUUCUUCACGCCGCAGCGGGUGGUGCUCGCCAUGGGCGUGAAGCAGAUGCUGCCCUUUGUCAGCCCGCACGAGGUGCUGCGCAGUGCAAAGGCGCGUCGCGAGAGGGAAGAGGGGAGACGCCGCGCAGAGUUGCGCAUGGCUUGA